This is a messenger RNA of Tachyglossus aculeatus (Australian echidna), 587 nucleotides long. It is a transcript of the gene CDKN1C, whose product is annotated as cyclin dependent kinase inhibitor 1C. The transcript has 3 exons. Gene Ontology annotation, molecular function: cyclin-dependent protein serine/threonine kinase inhibitor activity. Gene Ontology annotation, cellular component: nucleus. NCBI's taxonomy places the organism in Eukaryota, Metazoa, Chordata, Mammalia, Monotremata, Tachyglossidae. The coding region runs from base 111 to 587 and encodes 158 amino acids. Gene Ontology annotation, biological process: regulation of cell cycle. The record is from RefSeq and is a predicted model, not a curated record.
CUUUAUUUUCCUUCUUCACUGCCCUUCAUUUCCCUUCUUUACUUUUUCCUCCUUCUCCGUUUCCCCCGUCUUCGGCUCCCCCUCGGGGUCCCCGGCCCCCCGCCCGCCCCAUGUCGGAGGUGCGGCUGUGGGUGGCGCGUCCCCCCGGGCGGGGCGGGCCGGUCCCGGGGGUCCCGGGGGUCCCGGGGUCCCCGGGGGUCCGGCGGCGGCUCUUCGGGCCGGUGGAGCCGGCGGAGCUGGGGCGGGAGGUGCGGGCCCUCCUGGCCGAGCUCAGCGCCCAGGCCCGGGCCCGCUGGGACUUCGACUUCGAGGCGGACAGGCCCCUGGACCCCCGCGGCCCCGGCGGCGGGCCCGGGCCCCGCCUGCUCUGGGAGGCGGAGGACGGGGCCGCCCUGCCCGCCUUCUACCGGGAGACCGUCCACCGGGCCCGGCCCCCGACCCCCCCCCCCGGGACGGGACCCCCGGACGGGGACCCCCGGAGGGAGCCCCCGCAGCCCCCCGACCGGGACAACGGCCCCCGGACGGCCCCCGGGCCCUUCCUCACAGGGUCACCCCUCUUUUUCCUCCUCUCCCUCCUCAAGUCCUGA